Messenger RNA from Panicum virgatum (switchgrass), 4520 nucleotides. RefSeq names its product protein NRT1/ PTR FAMILY 4.5-like. Lineage: Eukaryota; Viridiplantae; Streptophyta; Magnoliopsida; Poales; Poaceae. Gene Ontology annotation, cellular component: membrane. Gene Ontology annotation, biological process: transmembrane transport. The record is from RefSeq and is a predicted model, not a curated record. The coding region runs from base 2206 to 3846 and encodes 546 amino acids. The transcript has 7 exons. Gene Ontology annotation, molecular function: transmembrane transporter activity.
CUAGGGAAAACUAGGCCGAUAUUUUAUAAAAAUCACCCUAGGUAUUCGUAAUUUCUUAGGGGUCAACUGUAAAUUCUGGAUCGCGAUUAGGGGACGACGCGCACCCCCGCCGCAUAGCCGCCGACGAACCCCACGCGGCCACGCCCGUUUCCACGGCGCCACCAUACAUCCUGCGCGCUGUGCAGCCACCUUCGCCGCGGCGCAGGUGCGCCUCUACCUCCCGCUUCAACUCCUUUGUGGCAUAUGCGUGGCGAGCCAUACCGGAUGGAUUCCGGCGAGGGCCGUGCUCGCCCACAUCCGGUUUGCCGGCAUCCUCCUCGUCUCAAACGGCGGGUAGCCGGUCGCCACUUCUGGAGAUGCUGCUCCCGGACACACCCAGCUUUCACCCCUGCCUGCCUGCGGAGAGAAUGGGUGUAUCAAGUUUGCAGACAGGUCAUUGUGUACUGUAUUUCUCAAUCAGUAGAUCAAUUUCAUCUGGGUUCUCCCCCCAGUGUCUGCAAUGAGUUCGAAUAGUAAUGAAAUGCAAACCUAGCAUAAAUUCAGCAAUUUGGAUAUUGCAUAAAGUGAGAAUUUGGAUAAGAGGCGGCUUCGUUAUACUUUUUUUUGUGUGAACUGUAUCUAUUACUCUAUUAGGUACCCAUACCGUAAAUACCUGAUGUCAAUGUCCCUGGAAACCUCCAAGUUGCUGUACUCGGUAGUGUAGAAUAACAUUGGAAAUUCAUGAUUUAUGGCCUGCACUGCUACCCAAUUACCCAAGUGAAGGUGGAAGCUAGUGUUAUCCGGAAUUUUGGAUGAUUAUCCUUAGCAUGUCAGUGCACACAAAAUCAGAUAGCACAUGGGCAGUUUAGUCAACAGUGGCUGCAUGUUUUAACUAUGUCUUCUAACUUCUGCGGGUAUUCAAAUAUCUCUAAGGUGGUGAUGGUGACAGCAGCAGUUGUGACGAAACCUGCUUUGGUUUCUGCUUACAAUUUCUAUCCGUUCUUUUUUUUUUACUUAUGCUGGCAAGUCUAAUACCUGUAAGAACAGCUUCCUUCUUACUGCUUACAUUUCCUAGAAAUUGGUGACCCUGAGGUCUCUUAGAAAUUGUAAAGGUGAUUUCAUUUCAUACAUAAGUGAUAGAAAACAGAAUAGGAUCUUCCUAUUGUAAUCCUUUCUGAUUGCCUUCAUUACCCCCUGCAUCACUCUUCGAUAUAUUCCUGUAAUGAAUGCUGGUGUGCAUUGGGACCAGAUAUCAGCAGAAUACCAUAGCCUUACAAGAAAUCAAUAUGUGAAGGGACACCACAUGGUGAUUAUGAUGUAAGGUAGCCAUACCAAGGAUGUAAUUCAUUUUUGUCUUGCAGAAUUGAUUCAGAAGAUGGCUAACAAAUUAUCUUGAUUUCAAGACUUCUCUGGUCAUCUUAUGGUGAUGGUUGCAUUCAACUUCAUUUUCUUUUUGCUGAUGUUUCAUAAUUAGUGUCACCAUCUGAUAAUUGUGGUGAUCCAUGAACCAUGAUUAGUUAUUUGCUAGGUUUUUAUCUUCUAAAAUAAUAUGUUCUGAGGAACCAAUAGGUGAUUUAUUUGGUUAUUUCAUCAUAUACAUAGACUGCACUUUCAUAAGCUGCUCUAUUUCCAGAGGAAGUCAACUUUUCAGAUGACUGUUACUAAAAGCAAUUAAUGAAUUAGCACUUUCACAGUCAACUGACAAAAUAUUGCACCCACAAGGCCACAAAUGAUGGCGUGCUAAAUACAAUUCCUACUGUAUAUUAUUAAUAUUACUUGCGAGCUCUCUAGUGGUACAUGCCCAAUUUUUUUCCACUUUAAUGUGAACGUGUUGUAGUGUCCAAAUUUCAGUCAGCAGCAGUUACGAACAUUAGAAGUCAACUUCAGUAUGUUGGUGUUUAGACUAUCAGGGGUUGCGAUAGGAAUGGAGCAGAACAGGCAAGGAAGAAAACAGAAAACACUUUGAUUGCCCAAGUUGUUGCUAUCACCUCUUGAUUUGAAUGCCCAUCGGUUUAUUUAUACCCCUCUCAUAUUUGGGGGGACUCAGCAGGCAGCCAGUAAUCAAGAGGGAGAAGGCAAAAUCUUGAAAAGUACCAUGUCAAUUAUAGGCUUUGUGGACUGGAGAGGAAACCCAAUCAGUAGAGGGGUGCAUGGAGGAGUCAGAGCAGCAUGGUUUAUAUACUGUAAGUUCUGACAGUUGCGGCAAACAUCGUAAAUGUCCCAAAUAUGCUGAAUAUGGUCACCUAUCUCCAUGGAACAAUGCAUAUGGGAGUUUCGAGCUCUGCAACUACGGUCACUAAUGUCCUUGGUGCCACAUCUGGGUUUGCUUUGAUAGGGGCUUUCCUCUCUGAUUCUUACAUCACUCGUUCAAGAACUAUACUUUUCUUUGGUCCAUUGGAGUUUCUGGGCUAUGGACUGCUUGCGCUGCAAGCCUACCUUCCUUCACUCCGUCCACCAGCUUGCAAUAUUGAAGCAGAAGCAAGUAUCUGCAAAGAAGUCCAUGGCUGGAAUGCCACCCAGCUGUAUGCAGCCUUGUAUAUCAGCGCACUUGGUGAUGGUUGUAUGCGUGCUUGCAUGCCAUCCCUCGGAGCAGAUCAGUUUGACCAUGAAGAUCCCUCUGAGUCACACCAGCAAUCCAGCUUCUUUAAUUGGUACACCUUUGGGAUCUCCUUUGGAGGUUUUAUAGGGCUAAUUCUCAUCGUGUGGCUUCAAAACGAUAAGGGGUGGGACAUUGGAUUCUGCGUGUGUUCCAUCCUAAUUCUGCUUGGGUUGCUUGUGUUUGCUCUUGGUCUCCCUUUCUACCGCAACCAAAUACCUGAAGGAAGCCCUCUAACUCGAAUACUCCAGGUUCUUGUGGUCGCAUUCAGAAACAGGAGCGUUGAGCUUCCAGAGAAACUGGAAGAGGCGCAAGAAAGGAGUACCGAGACAUACUUUAUUGAAGUACUCCCUGAAACAAAGAGCUUGAAAUUUCUGGACAAAGCCUGCAUCAACCGUGGGAAAGAUGGAGCCUGGUCACUUUGCAGUACUACGAAGGUGGAGGAGACUAAGAUUGUGCUCCGUGUGCUUCCUCUGUUCAUCAGCUCAAUGAUUGGAUACGUAUCAAACCCUAUCCUCUUCACAUUCACCGUGCAGCAAGGUGGCAUCACAAACACAAGGCUGGGCAAGAUUUGUGUUUCCCCCGCUACACUUUUCAUCAUCCCCACCAUAUUCCAGAUGGUAAUGCUUCCCAUCUAUGAUCAGUUCCUUGUGCCGUUCUUGCGCAAGCGCACAGGAUAUGCCAGUGGCAUCACUCAUUUGCAGCGUGUCGGCAUAGGCUUCGCCUCCAUCAUACUUGCGUCAGUCAUCGCCGCAGUUGUUGAGAGGAAGAGAAAGGAAGCUGCAGUGCAGAUAUCCCUGUUUUUGCUCACGCCUCAGUUUUUCUUGCUGGGUGUGUCAGACGUGACAUCGUUUCCUGGGCUUCUUGAGUUCUUCAACAGCGAGGCACCGCGAGGCAUGAAGUCAAUCGCAGCUGCCUUGCUCUGGUGUGUCCUAGGGCUCUCGUCAUUGCUAGCCACUUUCCUGGUGCAAAUAGUGAAUAGGGCCACAAGGCAUGGGAGCCGUGGAGGGUGGCUGGAGGCUACAAGCUUGAACAACAGCCGUCUUGAUCUGUUCUAUUGGGUUGUGGCUGUUGUCGGAUUGCUUGCCUUCUUGAACUACCUGUACUGGGCCAAGAGGAAGAUCACAAACUAUCUCAUGGGUCCUGGCCCACCUUUAACAUGUCCAAUUCAGUGUGACCUGUUGGAUGAUAUCUUUUCAUGGUUGGAUCUGUUAGUUAUAUCAGUAGUAGGUGUUAGGUACACCUGGCCAUACUGCCUACCGUGUCCAUAGCAAAGGGGAUUGCACUUCUUGCUGUAUUGGUAGCAAAUGAUAUAGUCUACACAACCUCAAGCUUUCCUCUUAGUGGCCAUCCCUCUCCCGUUACUGUCAGAUAUAUUCCUUGAGUACUUUCUCAUUGGAACAGAAGACAAUAACCUUAUGUUUGAAAUGGACUCCAUUCCGAUUAUGAAUUAAGUUGCAGUACCAAGAAGAUCCUUUGUACCCUCUGUAUGCGUGUCCUUGCUGUGAUUAUGAAUUAAGUUGGCAGUACCAAGAAGCUCCUUUGCACCCUCUGUAUUUGUGUGCUGCAAAGUGAUACUGUGGCAAUAACUGAUGUUGAUUUCAAGACUUUUCUGCUCAGGUAUGGUUUCAGAUGCUUUGAAAUUUAUUUUCUAUUGCCUUUAUUGUGCCUUUCUAGCACAUCUAUGUGCAGGGCCAUGACUAAUUUUAUUUGCUAGGUUUUGUCUUCUAAAAUAACAUGUUUUGUGACUGAUUAGUGAUUUUUUUAUUGGAAUAAUUUAUACGUAAGUUAUAAUUGUUGGUGUAUAUGUGAGCCCAUGUAUAGAGGCUCAUAUAGAGGCCCAUGUAUAAGAUCUAUAUAUCCCACCCUUCUAGGAUUUGGAGGAAUACAAGCCUAUUCUCUCAUAUUCUCCCUAUCUUACAUGGUAUCAGGCUAGCUCCAUGGC